ACCAUUACUAAAGCUUAAAUAUUGGUAGCGAUUAGCAGCCACACCCCAACAAAUUCCAGUUUCCGUUUUCAAAUUUCGGUUUGCUUGUUUCCAACGUACUUCAAACCAACGGUCAAAAUCUAUCUAAACUCUACCUAAAAAAAAUGAGACAAAUGAUAUUACAUACGUCUUCAUACAUUAAAAUACAAGAAAACACAUUUUCACAGACAUUACCUGGUACCAAGCUAAGCUGCACAAGGCUGACACUUUUCGUUAUAGGUAGUAAGAUUAUGGAAAUGCAAAGAUUAACACACCUAACUGUUGCUUUUGUUACCUGUAUUAUUGUACCUUUUUGGUAUAAAUACGAACUAAAUACGUCGGAGCUGUGUCAGUCUAGUUUGUUCUCUCACUCGAAACACUGUGCUUAAUAAAUCCACAAAAAACCAUGAAGAUCGUACUGGUAGCAACUGUUCUGUUGGGAUACUGUGCAUCGCUCAACAAUGCUGGAAUGUAUCACUACAAUAAGCAACCGGGAGGACCUCCGCCAUCCCAUCCACAAUAUCUGCCCAAUUACGAUGUCCCUCCGGUGCAAAAUUACGAGCCGGUUAAGUAUAAUUCCUGGGAAAAUGUGCCGUGGAAACCGAUCACAAAUUUCCCCUGGCCCGGACCGGAACACGUGCAGGAGGUAUAUUAUCCACCACAUUAUCAUGCCGGUUCAACAACGCCGUGCCCGUACAAGAUGCAUCACGUGACGAAGGUUACAACCACUACCACACAUAAGCCAACAACUACGACGACCACCACUACCCAUCGUCCGGUGGAGACGAAGAAGCCACAUCUGCUCGAGAAGCUGCCCAACACUCACAAGCACAAUGCGCAUUGAUCGAAAUGACGAAAUAAAAUGAUUUGAUUCGAUUUCUCCUCAAAAUCUGGCUGUUUCUUCUUGAUCCUCGAUAUUGGAUAAAAAGAAAAUCUUCAUAAAAGUGUUGCUGCCCCAUUACUCUUUCUUACAGGGUACACAAACCAACCCAGAACUGUUUCCAAUACCUGACAUAAACUUAUGUUAAGCUUGUUUCAGUUUACAAUAAAACCAACGACGUUCAGUACUGUA
This is a messenger RNA of Anopheles funestus (African malaria mosquito), 1090 nucleotides long. RefSeq lists its product as uncharacterized. The record is from RefSeq and is a predicted model, not a curated record. NCBI's taxonomy places the organism in Eukaryota, Metazoa, Arthropoda, Insecta, Diptera, Culicidae. The coding region runs from base 425 to 862 and encodes 145 amino acids. The transcript is spliced from 2 exons.